This is a messenger RNA of Lindgomyces ingoldianus, 687 nucleotides long. RefSeq lists its product as uncharacterized. The record is from RefSeq and is a predicted model, not a curated record. The transcript has 4 exons. Lineage: Eukaryota; Fungi; Ascomycota; Dothideomycetes; Pleosporales; Lindgomycetaceae. Bases 1 to 687 code for a protein of 228 amino acids.
AUGGCUCCGAACACUGGCAAACGAGCAAGAGAGGCCCUCAAGAUAGACCAGGAAUACUCAUCCACAGAACUUCCAAUUGCCCUAGCUCUAGGCUCACUUCUCAAUUCGAAAAUCCUCUUCAAGGACACUAUCAUGAAUCACAGCGAUGUUGCAGAUAGCGUUGCUAUUAGUCCUGAUACUACCAUGGACAAGCGUAACGGCAAGGCUACGCCAGAGAACUCUAAUAUGGCGGAUGAUCCCUUUCGUCAAAGGUAUCAGCGUACUCUCCUCGUCACCCCUUUCUCCUCACUCUUUACGUCGGGGAUCAUGCUUACGGAGAUAUUAACUGUGGACCGAAACCCGCCAGAUAUUGCGAUACCAAGGGUUCAUCCUUUCAUGGUAAUGGACAAGCGUCUGCUCAGCAUCAUCGACCAGCGCAUAGAAUCCAAUCAUCCGAUAUUUGGUGCAGAAGAUGACCCUAGCAAGACGGGGCGACCCCUAGAGAACGAGUUGCUGGCUUUUAAAUCGCUCUUGGAACGAAAGCCGAGGAACAAGAAGGCAUGUGCGGAAUAUGGCAAGUGGAGGAGGUUCGACCUCAACGAUAAAAAUCAAUGCAUGAAACUGCGGAGGGAGAGCAUUGCAAAGGCAAGAGGAAACAUCGAGGAUUUCGGCAUCGGCGAUUGCUUCUUUGCGGAUUACAUUAAGUAG